Molecule: messenger RNA, 812 nt
Organism: Andrographis paniculata
Lineage: Eukaryota; Viridiplantae; Streptophyta; Magnoliopsida; Lamiales; Acanthaceae
Product: probable calcium-binding protein CML22
Exons: 5
Coding region: 24-776 (250 amino acids)
Molecular function (GO): calcium ion binding
Source: RefSeq, a predicted model, not a curated record
CUUCAUCAAUUGCUCUCAAAGCCAUGAAAGAUGCAAAUGGUGCAUCUGUUCAACGACUCUCUGUGCUCGAAUUAUUGCACAACAAGCUACAAGGCAUACUGUGUUGUCUACAUCCAACCAAAUACAAGACCCUCGAUGCCAUGCUCGAGAGGAAAAUGAUGGAGAUGAAGCGAGCCAGUGUCCGUGUGCCGGAGCAUCUCAACUUCAAAACCAUCGACUCCGUGUUAAUAAAAUUCCCACAAUUCCGUGAGGGUUUCCAAGAGAUUCGAAAUGUAUUUCAACAAUACGAUGAAGACUCCGACGGCAUCCUCGACAUAGAGGAGCUCAAGAAAUGCUUGCAUUCGAUAGAGCUCAACGACAUCGACGAGGCAGAGAUCGACAAUCUUUUCGACUAUUGCAACGUGGACGGGAACAAAGGGAUGCAAUUCAACGAGUUCAUAGUUCUUCUAUGUCUCGUGUAUCUCCUAAUGGACUCGACUCCUGCAGAGACAUCAAAAACAAACUGGCCGCUAAUCAAAAGAACAUUCGAUGCAAUAGUUCAAGUGUUCUUAUUCCUCGACAAAAGAGGCGAUGGGAAGCUAAAGAGGAAAGACGUCGUUAGGGCAUUAAACGAGGCUUCUCCUAAGGAGAAGUCUCCCGCACACAUCACCCGAACUCGAUUCAAAGAAAUGGAUUGGGACAGGAACGGGCGAGUUAGCUUCAAGGAAUUCAUCUACUCCUUCAUCAGCUGGGUUGGUACCGAGCAGGAUAGUGAAAGUCCCGAGCAACACAUUUAGGAUGCGAGAUGACGAUCAGGUAAAAGGAAGAAUCUG